Piliocolobus tephrosceles (Ugandan red Colobus) is the source of this 3523-nucleotide messenger RNA. It is a transcript of the gene GK, whose product is annotated as glycerol kinase. Gene Ontology annotation, biological process: triglyceride metabolic process; phosphorylation; glycerol-3-phosphate biosynthetic process. Gene Ontology annotation, molecular function: glycerol kinase activity. Gene Ontology annotation, cellular component: mitochondrion. The record is from RefSeq and is a predicted model, not a curated record. The transcript has 18 exons. NCBI's taxonomy places the organism in Eukaryota, Metazoa, Chordata, Mammalia, Primates, Cercopithecidae. The coding region runs from base 585 to 1649 and encodes 354 amino acids.
CAAUGAAAGAAUAGGUGCCUUUCUGUGUUCCAGGUUUUGUGAUAACCCUUGGCAUAUAGUGACAAACCAGGAAGACCUUGUACUUGCCUUUAUGCUACAGAAGCUAAGGAUGGGAGUUUGGAAGCUAGAAGGAGAAAGGGAAAUAGGAAAGGAGGAGAGCCACUAAGAAAUAACAAGGAUAGAUUCUGCCUCCAGUUAUAUUUCAUCCAGGAAAACACUGAAGUGUCAUAUCUCCAUGUAGGUCUUCAGUUGAAAAUAUCAACAUAAUAUUAAAUCUUCAGCAGUUUUAUUCUAAAGCAACACAAGUGUGGCUUGAUCUAAGAACCCAGUCUACCGUUGAGAGUCUUAGUAAAAGAAUUCCAGGAAAUAAUAACUUUGUCAAGUCCAAGACAGGCCUUCCACUUAGCACUUACUUCAGUGCAGUGAAACUUCGUUGGCUCCUUGACAAUGUGAGAAAAGUUCAAAAGGCCGUUGAAGAAAAACGAGCUCUUUUUGGGACUAUUGAUUCAUGGCUUAUUUGGAGUUUGACAGGAGGAGUCAAUGGAGGUGUCCACUGUACAGAUGUAACAAAUGCAAGUAGGACUAUGCUUUUCAACAUUCAUUCUUUGGAAUGGGAUAAACAGCUCUGCGAAUUUUUUGGCAUUCCAAUGGAAAUUCUUCCAAAUGUCCGGAGUUCUUCUGAGAUCUAUGGCCUAAUGAAAAUCUCUCAUAGCCUGAAAGCUGGGGCCUUGGAAGGUGUGCCAAUAUCUGGGUGUUUAGGGGACCAGUCUGCUGCAUUGGUGGGACAAAUGUGCUUCCAGAUUGGACAAGCCAAAAAUACGUAUGGAACAGGAUGUUUCUUACUAUGUAAUACAGGCCAUAAGUGUGUAUUUUCUGAUCAUGGCCUUCUCACCACAGUGGCUUACAAACUUGGCAGAGACAAACCAGUAUAUUAUGCUUUGGAAGGUUCUGUAGCUAUAGCUGGUGCUGUUAUUCGCUGGCUAAGAGACAAUCUUGGAAUUAUAAAGACCUCAGAAGAAAUUGAAAAGCUUGCUAAAGAAGUAGGUACUUCUUAUGGUUGCUACUUCGUCCCAGCAUUUUCGGGGUUAUAUGCACCUUAUUGGGAGCCCAGCGCAAGAGGGAUAAUCUGUGGACUCACUCAGUUCACCAAUAAAUGCCAUAUUGCUUUUGCUGCAUUAGAAGCUGUUUGUUUCCAAACUCGAGAGAUUUUGGAUGCCAUGAAUCGAGACUGUGGAAUUCCACUCAGUCAUUUGCAGGUAGAUGGAGGAAUGACCAGCAACAAAAUUCUUAUGCAGCUACAAGCAGACAUUCUAUAUAUUCCAGUAGUGAAGCCCUCGAUGCCCGAAACCACUGCACUAGGUGCUGCUAUGGCGGCAGGAGCUGCAGAAGGAGUCGGCGUAUGGAGUCUCGAACCCGAGGAUUUGUCCGCCGUCACAAUGGAGCGGUUUGAACCUCAGAUUAAUGCUGAGGAAAGUGAAAUUCGUUAUUCUACAUGGAAGAAAGCUGUGAUGAAGUCAAUGGGUUGGGUUACAACUCAAUCUCCAGAAAGUGGUGACCCUAGUAUCUUCUGUAGUCUGCCCUUGGGCUUUUUUAUAGUGAGUAGCAUGGUAAUGUUAAUCGGAGCAAGGUACAUCUCAGGUAUUCCAUAAAACCUACCAACUCAUGGAGUCCCAAGAUGUGAGCUUUUUACAUAAUGAAAGAACCCAGCAAUUCUGUCUCUUAAUGCGAUGACACUAUUCAUAGACUUUGAUUUUAUUUAUAAGCCACUUGCUGCAUGACCCUCCAAGUAGACCUGUGGCUUAAAAUAAAGAAAAUGCAGCAAAAAGAAUGCUAUAGAAAUAUUUGGUGUUAUUUUUUUUUUUUUUUUUUUUUUUUUUUUUUUUAACAUCCACAGUUAAGGUUGGACCAGCUACCUUUGGGGCUGACCCCCUCCAUUGCCAUAACAUCCUGCUGCAUUGCCUCUAAGAUGUAGGAAGAAUUUGGAUCCUCACCAUUGGAAUCUUCCAUCAAACAUAUUCAAACACUAUUGGACCAGGAUUUGAGUCUCUGCAUGACAUAUACUUGAUUAAAAGGUUAUUACUAACCUGUUAAAAAUGAGCAGCUCUUUGAUUAUAAUGGACACCCCAAAAGUCUUCUUUUCUACAUAGUAGAAGACGGCAACACCUUCACUGAAUGUUUGAAUAGAAACCUCUACUAAAUUAUUAAAAUAGACAUUUAGUGUUCUCACAGCUUGGAUAUUUUUCUGAAAAGUAUUUGCCAAAACUGAAAUCCUUCAGAUAUUUUCCUUUGUCCCACUAAUCAUGAUGACUUUCUGUCUGGAUCUUAUAGGAAAGGAUAUUUUCUUUUUUCUUCCAUCUUUCCUUUUUAUAUUUUUUACUUUGUCAUACCUGCCUAUAUAUUUUAUACACUGAGGGUAGCCCAUUUACAAAUUAAGAGCACAUUAAAUUCAGAAGGUUCUAACAGGGCUGGUCUUAAGUGAACCACUAUGUAUAUAAAUAUGUUGGAAAACAGCUGUAUACAUUUUUGGGCAACGGUUAUGCAUAAUAUUUACCAGGAGAAUUUUUUUCUUAAAGAGCCAACAUUUAAAAUUUAUGUUUUAUGUCAAUAAAAGAAAAUAUACUUUAUUGUGACUUCAACUAUAUUUCUUAUCCCUUACAUUUUAAUUUAAUUGUCUUAGCUUAAAAAAAGAAGAAACCGUGGAAUACUACAGUAAAUAUUGUUUUCAAACACAAGCAAUAAUUCAAAUAGUUAUUUUUCUUUUGAAUUAAUUUUAGACAUAUUUUGGAUCCUAUUGAGGGGAUAAGAGGAUGUCAAAAAAGUUAAAUACGUAAGUAGAAAAAAAUAUAGAAAUAAAGCCAAUAAUCUCUUUCAGUUCAAAUGUUAGCAAUUGUUAAUAAGAAACUGCUAUCUGGGAUGACGGAAUUAUCUCUGCUUAGUAUCUUAUUGUCACUGAAAAAAGAUUUAUCAUUACAAAUGUCUUCCAAUGAAACCAAGAAUUUCUCAAAAUAUUUAAUGUCACAUAAGAAGUUACCCAAUCUAGCUUCUUAAAGUCAAUUUUUAAAAAUAUCUUAAAAUUACCUAGUUUUGUAGUAAACAGUGAAGAAAAGAUUGCCUCCUAAUUAUUUUUUUCAAUUAGUGCUGAAUGGGAAAACAUUUAUAUCUUACUAUAAAAGGUUCUGUUUUGUUUGGAAUUGAUGGUAGCUUUAUUUACUGUUCUGAUUGUGCUGUUUCUAAAUUAUUGAAUCUGAUAGGUUUCAUUGAUGCAGCCAUCACUUAAGUGACAUAAAUAUUAUAGAGAGGUACUGUGAAACGAUCACUUUGUGGCAGGGGUACUUUUAAACAGUGUUUCUACAAAAGUACGUUGAGUUCAUUGUAAAUAAUUGUGAAAACCACUGUUCAAAUAAUUUUAAGAUUACAUUAAUUUUUCUAUAAAUUGCAAGAUUUAUAAAUGUUUGAAAUUGUACACAUUGAUAUUUAAUGACAAAUUUACUUAAAAUAAAUUGACCCCUCGUUCUUAUUUGCA